Talaromyces marneffei is the source of this 1071-nucleotide messenger RNA. RefSeq lists its product as uncharacterized. The transcript has a single exon. Gene Ontology annotation, molecular function: DNA binding. Lineage: Eukaryota; Fungi; Ascomycota; Eurotiomycetes; Eurotiales; Trichocomaceae. Bases 1 to 1071 code for a protein of 356 amino acids. The record is from RefSeq and is a predicted model, not a curated record. Gene Ontology annotation, biological process: DNA transposition; DNA integration.
AUGGCUCCACGAACACCCCGUACGGCACGUAGGGAACUUGAUCCUUGUAUGAGGGCUCGUAUAUGUGAGCUUCAUAUAGAGGCACAUUGGGGUUAUAAACGUAUACACAAGGUGCACCCAGAGAUCCCUAUAUCGACUAUUCGGAACACAAUCAAAAAGGAGCAAGAGCGCAUAAAUCAACGUUCAAAAGCACGUUCUGGAACCCCAGCAAAAUUGACAGACGAGGAUAAACAGAAGCUUAUUGAAUUGACGAUUCAGAAUCCUCAUAUCAAAUAUGAGGAGCUUCGGAAUGCGGUUGACAACAAAGUUACUAUCCGCACUAUACAAAACAUGUUUCAACAAAUCCAUAAAAGGAAAUGGAAGCAGCGUAAGCGACCUGAGAUUCUUCCUCUUAAUGCGCAAAAGAGAUUGGCCUGGGCUUUAAGAUAUGAGGCUUACACUCCCCGUGAAUGGCAGCGUAUUCUUUGGACCGACGAAUGCACGGUUGAGCGCGGUAAAGGGGGUCAAUUGAUAUGGACAUGGCAUUCCCUAACCGAGCAACUCCGGGAGCAUGAUAUACGUGAGAUCCGUACUGGGAAAAGCAUCAAAAAGAUGUUUUGGGGGGGAUUCAAAUUUGAUCAACGGAGUCCAUUGGUGCCAUUAACCUCGGAUGGCUCAUCAGCUGGCGGAGGUAUUACUGCAACAGUUAUAAGGCAGCUUUAUAUGGAACAGCUUCCAGAGUUACUCGAUAAUGGGGAUAUCUUUAUGCAGGAUAAUGCGCCCGUACACCGAGCGCAUAUCAUACGAGAUCUGUUACGAGAAUUAGGGCUAGAUAUUAUGGAGUGGCCUCCAUAUUCUCCAGAUCUCAAUCCUAUCAAGAAUAUUUGGGCGAUUAUGAAAACGAUCAUAAUCAAUGACCAUCCUGAGCUACAAAACGCACCAGAUAAUGAUCAAACGUUAUACGCACUUAUACAAGCGGCAAAAGAAGCAUGGCAAUCAAUUGAAAUACGUGUUUUGAAGAAUCUAAGCAACACCAUGCCAAAUCGUGUACGCGCAGUUAUAGAGGCGGAUGGCUGGUAUACGAAGUAUUAG